Molecule: messenger RNA, 1129 nt
Organism: Phragmites australis (common reed)
Lineage: Eukaryota; Viridiplantae; Streptophyta; Magnoliopsida; Poales; Poaceae
Product: cysteine proteinase inhibitor 3-like
Exons: 4
Coding region: 259-789 (176 amino acids)
Molecular function (GO): cysteine-type endopeptidase inhibitor activity
Source: RefSeq, a predicted model, not a curated record
GCCCACAUAGCCGGUCGCAGACAACACCGGCCUCCGCGUCGAACUCUGCCAUCGCCCACCGCCCGAUCCAGAGCGCCGACGGCUCGGGUCGAUCGCCUGUCGCUGUCCCCUCCACGCCAACCUACCCCCACCACUCGCUUUCCCCACCCCCAAAGCAAAGCGAGCAGAGGAAGCCAAGCGCCACACGCCGACGCGAACCAAGGAGCUGGUAGCUGGCUAACUAGCUCGGGAUCGGACUUCGGAGGCCUCGCUGCGACGAUGCUCCCCCCCGGCUGCUCCGGCGCCGUCCUGGCCGCCGCCGUGCUGCUCGUCGCCGCCGUGGCGGUCCCUGGGGCCGCCGGGUUCCACCUCGGCGGCGACGAGAGCGGCCUCGUGCGGGGCAUGCUCGCCGCGCUCCGUGAGCAGGCUGAGGCCGAGGACGCCGCGCGCUUCGCCGUCGCCCAGCAUAACCGGAACCAGGGUACUGCUUUGGAGUUUGCACGGGUGCUGAAAUCGAAGCGGCAGGUGGUGACUGGGACCCUGCACGACCUGAUAUUGGAGGCAGUUGAUGCAGGAAAGAAGAAUCUGUACAGCGCAAAGGUAUGGGUGAAGCCAUGGGAAGAUUUCAAGUCAGUUGUCGAGUUUCGUUAUGUUGGAGACUCCGAGUCCAAGUCUGUUGCUUCUGAUGGUAGCUCUGGGCAAGCUAUUGCCAAGCUCUCUCUUCAAGCACACAUGGUACAGGAACAUGAGGCUCGCCUGCACACCAUUGAAAAUGGUGGACUUUCCAGCGACUUCUCAUCCUCCUCUUAGACAUACAUGUGUGACUGGUUUCCAGCAGAGGAUGGAAGGCGUGAAUGUCGUAACUGAAGUUCUAAAAUCUAGCUUUCAGCAAUUUGUGGACCAGAGCAGUAGUUAUCUUUUCACUGUUAUUAAUGAUAUCUAGAUAAUAGGUUGCUGUUAAGCUGAAAUGCUUUGACUCGUUGCCGUACUAUGUAUAUUUCUUCUAGAACGUGGCAACAUAUAGCUGUAUAUUUCACAUCGUCCAUUUCCAUGUCUGUACAUAAGGCACUUCUUCUGCCUGUGUAUGGCAGUAGUACCUUAACUGCUGUUUGUGUUUUGAUUUUUCUUGUGAUCCGGUGCUGUUGGUUUU